This is a messenger RNA of Cadophora gregata, 600 nucleotides long. RefSeq lists its product as uncharacterized. The transcript has 3 exons. Lineage: Eukaryota; Fungi; Ascomycota; Leotiomycetes; Helotiales; Ploettnerulaceae. Gene Ontology annotation, molecular function: phosphatidate phosphatase activity. The record is from RefSeq and is a predicted model, not a curated record. Gene Ontology annotation, biological process: phospholipid metabolic process. Bases 1 to 600 code for a protein of 199 amino acids.
AUGCCUACACUCAGAAAGAUUCCGUGGAGGAAGAUAUGGUCAUAUGUCCUCGACUGGCUGCUAAUGCUAAUAUUGGGCAUCCUAAUCGCCUCACUCCGCUUCCUCACUGGCAACAAAACGCAAUUCUCCCUUCUCGAACCCAGCAUAAACUUCUCAUACCACCCCAAGCAAAUCGUCCCAAUCUGGCUCGCCGUCCUGUUCGCUCCCAUCCUUCCUACAAUCACUGUCUUCAUUUUUUGUAUCUUACGUCUCGGUCACAUACCCAGAUCCUUCAAUCAAACAAUUCAAAAGACAGCAUCUUGGGAUAUGAGAUCUCGCUUGAAGGACUUACAUCACUCAUGGCUCGGUAUCGGAUAUGCGAUUCUCUUCGCGUUCGGGAUCUCGAAUGCGUUAGAGAAGUUCGCUGGGCAGCCACGACCGGAUCUUAUCGCGAGAUGUCAGGUUGACCCAGCCGUUUACUUGAAUGAAACUGUCAUGUUUUUUGGUACGGGAAUGGUAGACAGUUCGGUGUGUAGGCAGACAGAUUCGUUCAUCUUGGACGAGGGCUUUGCGAGUUUUCCAAGUGGACAUUCCUCUGGUAAGCCGUUCUCGCAUUCAUGA